CAACAACAACAACAACAACAACAACAACAACAACAACAACAACAACAGCGCUUCCGGGAUCGGCAGCUUAACGGGGAGCAACGUUUCGAGGGUAUCUCGCGACCCGAGGAGGUCUCGGACCUUGAGCUACCUGCCUACAUCAGUGCCCUCCUUGUCACCGUCGAACGCAAGAUCGAAAGGGUCUCGAUCGACGAUCUCACCUUCCCCUGUACCGCUUGCCGGAAUAUCGACACCGACGACCCGCUCCUCGGCUGCAAGUGUGCCGGUAACGGAUGCGAGUGCGGUACCGAGACGAGCUGCGGAUGCGUCGCCGAGCAGAGCCUCCCCGAGGUGCGGAGCUUCGAGGUAGCCGGCAUCAAACACAUCGACAGUGACGACGAGGAGGAAGUGCGCAUGGGCUUUGGUACGAAGAAACGAAUCGACGAGGUGACAGCGCCGAGGACCAUUCACGAGAUAUCCGAGCGAGCGCUUAACUGCGGCCUCACUCUACCCGGGUACGCGGACAUCGCGGGCAGGCCGAUCCUGGAAUUCGACGGGAGCUCGUCGCGCCGCGACGUAGUCUCCUCCCGGGAAAUGGCCUCCCUCCUCUUCUACCUAGCGCGGCUGCCAAGCGCCGAAUGUAUGCAAGAUGGAUUCGCGCUACUUGUUAAUGCUAAUUUAAAAGAGGAAGUCGAGACUCUGGAUCGAGCAAUCCACCUACUAAAAGGCAAAGUCAAAGUACCUCAGGCGUACCUUCUGCGAAAUUCACCGGAAGUCAGGACGCCCGACCUCUUUCCACGCAGUCACCUCAAGACCAUCAGCGUGGACGAGAAGACGCUAGAGAAACACAUCCCGAGGCGAGCGACGGUUUACAACCACGAGCACUGCGUCGCCUACUACAAGGAGUACGACGCCGUGAUGACGGAAUGGCAGGCCGCCGGUCGUAGGCUCGCCUUGGAAAUGUCCGAGCUGAAAGAGUGCACCAGCCUCUCAGGCAGCCUCACGCCCUUGAAUCGCCUGCUCGCGGAUCCGACACUGAGGCGGACGGCGAGGGACGCCGAAGAAGCGAUGGGCGCUCUCGAGGAGCGAGCCGCGCCUCUCCUCCAGCUCGAUCACGUCAGGAAUAUCAAUGCCUCGAUAUCGUGA
Messenger RNA from Ceratosolen solmsi marchali, 1125 nucleotides. RefSeq lists its product as uncharacterized. NCBI's taxonomy places the organism in Eukaryota, Metazoa, Arthropoda, Insecta, Hymenoptera, Agaonidae. The transcript is spliced from 8 exons. The record is from RefSeq and is a predicted model, not a curated record. The coding region runs from base 394 to 1125 and encodes 243 amino acids.